AAGCACUAUCUCGUUCGAUAUUGACAUAUACUAUAAAGUCGGUUGCUAAAUUGUAUUCCUUAGGUGUUACAGUUUGACAUAGUUCAAAAAAAUCUUUCUUUAUCCAAAAGGGAAAGUUGAAGAAUGACUAAAGCUGAUUCAUCCUUGUAACUUUAUUUGUGGCCUUCUAACUAAGAAAGAAAAGAAAAUGCAUGUAUAAAUUUAACUUUAUAAAGUAAAGUUGCAUUUCCAUUGCAUGUGGAUUGUAAUAAAAGGCAUUUCAGUUGAUCAUCCACAUAACAAAAUUUAGUAAUAAUACUUACAUCUCAGGGAAAUGGAUUCUCCUUUGUUACAUGAAUUCAAAAGGCAGGCUUUCUUUUUUCUCAGAGAGAAAUUCAACACUGCUCGACUCGCGCUUACAGAUGUUACUCAUACUCAACUGCUGGCUGAAGAAGCUACAACUGGAGAUUUGAUUGCACCAAACAUGCAAACUAUGAGACUAAUAUCUCGUGCAGCUUUUGAAGUUGAUGAUUAUUGGAGAAUAGUUGAUAUUCUGCAUAAGAGGUUGUCGAAAUUUGAUAGAAGAAAUUGGAGAUCAUCUUAUAAGGCCUUGAUGUUAUUAGAAUACCUGUUAACUCAUGGACCAGAAAGUAUUGCAGAGGAAUUUCAAAGUGAUGAAGAUGUAAUCAGACACAUGCAAAGUUUCCAAUAUGUUGAUGAAAAAGGGUUUAAUUGGGGAUCAAGCGUUAGAAACAUGUCCGAGAGGGUUAUAAAGCUAUUUGAAGACCGGAGUUUCCUGAAGAAGGAGAGGGACAGAGCGCGAAAAGUGACAGUUGGAAUAGAAGGAUUUGGGAGUUUCUGCAAACGUCCUGUUUCACGCGAAGAGAGCAUGAAACAAGCCAUUCCCGAGAGGUACCUGAGAAGCAAUUCUGAGUUUACUGACAGCCAAAAUAAGGAGAACCAGACCGUGGCCUCAGAUAAAGGAUUCUCUUGCAAGCAAAAAUUGGGGAAAAGUUGGAAUAUAGAAAGUGUUAUAGAUGAUACAAUUAGUGAUGCCAUGGAAUGGAAUCAACAUCCAUUUUAUGAUAAUCACAGCCAAGCUUCAUUGCUUUCUAUCUCUGGAUUAAGCAGCAAAGCAGUAUCGCCAUCGUUGGAGAAGAAAAAAGAAGGGUAGGAUGAGAAGCUCUAUUUGGUAGAAAUUGUGUCAAGUUUGUGUUUUCAUGUCAAUGGAACUUCUCUUCCAACAGAGAGAUACAUAGUUCAAAGACAUGUUAUAAAGCAGAGCACUUUAGACAUAAAGAUGGAUACUGUCAAUUCAUAAAAACUUGCCAAAGUUCCCCUUCUUGUUAGGUACUUGAAUAUUUUGCCUAAUCGUUCGGGUCCAUUUAUGGUUAUUUCUUCUGUGAAAAGUAAUGAUGUGUAUUUGGCAAAUCAAAUACUAUGGUCCAAUAGUUAACCAUUCUGAUUAGUUGAUAAUCUCAUGUAACAUCCCAAAUACAAGUACAGAAGAAUGACUUGGAGGGAGAGAAAAAAAAGAAA
Molecule: messenger RNA, 1518 nt
Organism: Solanum lycopersicum (tomato)
Lineage: Eukaryota; Viridiplantae; Streptophyta; Magnoliopsida; Solanales; Solanaceae
Biological process (GO): endocytosis
Cellular component (GO): endosome; plasma membrane; clathrin vesicle coat
Molecular function (GO): clathrin binding; phospholipid binding
Source: RefSeq, a predicted model, not a curated record